UGUCAUGUGUGGAAUGUUGCUUGUCCUGUGCCACCCAAAGAGCUUCUAUGCUCACGCCCUCAGCUUGACUUUCUCCUGAAUGGGACCUUUAAUGAGGUGAGCGCUGAGAGCGACUGAAGGGACAACCUGCGCCUGGACACCCACGAGAGUCGUAUGGUAACUUUAAGUGAUCCAGAAUGAUGAAUUCUUCGGGAUACCAUGUUUUUAGGCAGGACAGGAUUUUACCCUGGCCUAUUUUCUCUUAAGCUGUUCCGUUUAUCUGGGGCAAAUAUUUUUUUCGUAAAUGAGCAGGAUUUAGCCCACAUUCAGACUCGAAGCCAGUCGAACAUGACCACGCUCAGCAGCAGAUGUCGGUGGUGUUUCACCCUGGCGCUGGUUAUGUGUCUGUGCUGCGUUAUCAUCUUCUGUGAAUAUCUAAUCUACUACCCGGCGAUAUGGCGCUGCGCCUGGCCAGGGCUGGACGGUAACGGUGCUGGGCAAGACAAACCACUCCGCGCAAUGUUCCUUUCGGAUACACACCUCCUCGGUGCAGUGAAGGGCCACUGGCUGGACAAAAUACGCAGAGAGUGGCAGAUGGAGCGGUCUUUUCAGACUGCUGUAUCAGUGCUGCAUCCAGAGAUGGUCUUCAUUCUGGGAGAUAUCUUUGAUGAGGGCAAGUGGAGCACGCCAGAGAACUGGCAGGAGGAUGUGAGGCGCUUUAAUCACAUCUUUCGUCACCCUAACAACACUGAGCUCAUUGGCAUCAUUGGGAACCAUGAUAUUGGCUUCCAUCAUGAGAUGAGUUGGUCGAAACUGGAGCGAUUUGAGAAGGUUUUCAACUUCACCUCUGCCUCAGUCAUCACUAGGAAGGCAGUCAACUUUAUUCUAGUGAACAGCAUGGCCCUGCAUGGAGACCACUGUCCUAUCUGCCAGGCGGUGGAGACACAGCUGUAUAGGAUCUCCCAGGCUCUCAACUGCUCUGCUCAGCCACUCCACACCAGGAUGAGGCGUCACUGUCAGGAUGUGCAGCUCUUCGCUGCAACAGCACCCAUCAUCCUACAGCACUACCCCCUGUACCGCGUCAGCGAUGCUAUGUGCAAAGGGACAGAUGCAGCUUCACCUGAAGAGCGUCAUCUGCUGUUCCAGGAGCGCUACGACGUGCUGUCCCAGGAAGCUUCUAAUAAACUACUCUGGUGGUUCCAGCCCCGCCUAAUUCUCAGUGGCCACACCCACAGUGCCUGCAAGGUUGUCCAUGACAACAGUUAUCCUGAGAUCAGCGUUCCUUCCUUUAGCUGGAGAAACCGAAACAACCCCAGCUUCAUCCUGGGAAGCUUCUCCCCCAGUGCGUUCCAGCUGACUAAGUGCUUCCUGCCUGAGGAGAGCAGUGUGCUGGGGAUCUACUGUGGCACUGCCCUGCUGGUGACUCUGCUGCUGGUGCUGAUCCACUUGCCGUUGCUGGGUCCCGUGCACAUCUCCAGCACCACCACUCUACUGGCCAAAUACAAGGCCCUGUGAUGCCAAGGAGAACUGGUCAUAGUUAAUGUAUUGAAGUUUUGUAUGUGUAUAUUUAUGUUUUACAGAGAGAAAAAGAAGCAGGCAAAAAAAAAGAUGUCUCCCCCCAAAUUGAGUAUGAACACAGAUUUUUUUUCUGGUGUGCCUCUUUAUUAAAAUAAAAAUAGUUUUUUGUAUUCCUUAAAGGCCUGACACAAAAGUUGAUCUCUCCUGUUUGUCACAUGAAAAGCUGCAGUUGAGAACAGGCUACCUAACAGUGCUCACAAUCCCACAAUGCAGUAGUGCACAGGGGUCCUGCUCCCUCUGUAGAGCCAUGUCUAAGUGUCUGCAAACACACACACACGCACACACUCUCACACACUGAAACAAACACUCUAAUCUGCCUGCAUGUGUCUGCAAACACACACACUUAAACAUUCAUUAAUAUGUAUACGCAUAGGCACACACAUCACUAUGUAUAAUUGUACAUAUAGAUUUAUAGAAUAUAUGUAGAUUUUUAUAAAUGAAUAUGUACAUGUAUAUUAAUAUAAAAUGCAUAUGUACAAUGUACAUAUACAAUGCGUGAGUACGUGUGUAUAUGUUAACAUUACAUGCAUGCUUUGAAGCACACAUACACACAAGUAUACAUCUCAAAAACACCUUAAGUCUAAAAAGAUACUCCUACGCUUGUAAAACAUCGCUGGCUGACAAUUGGACACGUUAAGGUUUAAAGCUGAGUGUCAGGAAUAACAUUUUUGAUAAUCCAAAAUGGUGGGUUUACUAGACAUAGUUAACCCUGCCCUCAGAGAACGAUGGAUUAACUAGCCUUCAGACAGAUGAAGGAGGCUAGUAGCUCUCUAAACAUAACUUGUUUGUUUGCAUAUUAUACAGAUCCAUGAUGUUGAGAACCUGAGAGCCAUGCUCCUAAAGAGAGCCACAUCCCUUUAUAAAGAGACACGCCUCCAGAGAGCCACACCUUCAAGCCUGCUCUGCUUCAUUCAGCAGACAUCUGGACAGCACACCUGUCAGCCAGCCAGUCAACAUGUCUGACAGUUUUUCAUUCAGCAACUAAGCAAGUCAGUCAGUCACACACAUACACUCCAGCCCAAUGUACAGGUACAGCCAUUAUCAAGGCACAAAGAUAAUCUACAACUAUUUUUUUCUCCC
This is a messenger RNA of Osmerus eperlanus (European smelt), 2637 nucleotides long. RefSeq names its product metallophosphoesterase 1 (gene mppe1). Bases 199 to 1494 code for a protein of 431 amino acids. Gene Ontology annotation, cellular component: endoplasmic reticulum-Golgi intermediate compartment. Gene Ontology annotation, molecular function: phosphoric diester hydrolase activity. The transcript is spliced from 9 exons. Gene Ontology annotation, biological process: endoplasmic reticulum to Golgi vesicle-mediated transport; GPI anchor biosynthetic process. Lineage: Eukaryota; Metazoa; Chordata; Actinopteri; Osmeriformes; Osmeridae. The record is from RefSeq and is a predicted model, not a curated record.